Molecule: messenger RNA, 672 nt
Organism: Talaromyces rugulosus
Lineage: Eukaryota; Fungi; Ascomycota; Eurotiomycetes; Eurotiales; Trichocomaceae
Exons: 3
Coding region: 1-672 (223 amino acids)
Biological process (GO): translation; ribosomal large subunit assembly
Cellular component (GO): cytosolic large ribosomal subunit; ribosome
Molecular function (GO): structural constituent of ribosome
Source: RefSeq, a predicted model, not a curated record
AUGGCCCGUCGUCCCGCCAGAUGCUACCGCUACUGCAAGAACAAGCCUUAUCCCAAGUCCCGGUUCAACCGUGGUGUCCCCGACCCCAAGAUCCGUAUCUUCGAUCUCGGACGUAAGAAGGCCAACGUCGACGACUUCCCAACAUGCGUGCACAUGGUCUCCAACGAAUACGAACAGCUCACUUCUGAGGCUCUCGAAGCUGCCCGUAUUUGCGCCAACAAGUACCUUGUCAAGGUCGCCGGAAAGGAAGGUUUCCACAUGCGUGUCCGUGCCCACCCCUUCCACGUCGUGCGUAUCAACAAGAUGUUGUCGUGCGCCGGAGCCGAUCGUCUCCAAACCGGUAUGCGUGGUGCCUUUGGCAAGCCCAACGGCUCUGUCGCCCGUGUGAACAUUGGCCAGAUCCUUCUGUCUGUCCGCACCCGUGACGCCCACCGCCCCACCGCCAUCGAGGCUCUGCGCCGCGCCAUGUACAAGUUCCCCGGUCGCCAAAAGAUCAUUGUCUCCAAGAACUGGGGCUUCACCCCUCUCCGCCGCGAGGAGUACGUCACUCUCCGCAAGGAGGGCCGUGUCAAGAUCGACGGUGCCUACGUCCAGUUCCACCGCCACCAAGGUCCCAUUGAGAAGAACAUUAAGCGCUUCCCCGAGGCUUACGAGAAUCUUUCCCAGGCUUAG